AUGGAUGAAACUACAGACUGUAGUACUAUUAAACAGCUUGCGUUCACAGUUAUUUAUUUUAAUGUUGAAAGCAACAAAGUUGAGACCCAUUUUUUUGAUAUGAUAGAGAUCAAAUCCGGAGAUGCCAUAUCUUUAGUGAAGUAUUUAACAAAUGUGAUAGAAUCAAAAGAAAUACCACUAUCGAAUCUCAUAGGCUUCUGUUCAGAUACUACGAACGUAAUGAUUGGAGAGCACAACUCAGUGUUUUCUCAUUUGAUAGCCGCAUUACCUAGCGUAGCGUGCAUCAAAUGUUCCUGCCACUCAAUACAUUUAGCAGCAUCUAAAGCAUGCUUAAAACUCUCACGAUCUGUCGAAGAUCUUAUAAGAAACUUGGGGUCGCACUUCAGCCGCAGCUCUUUUAGACAAGAAAAAUUCGCAGAGUUUCAAGCUUUUCUUCAAUGUGAUUUACACAAAAUUUUGAACGUAGCUACAGCACGCUGGCUGUCUAAGAAAAACUGCGUAGAUCGUGUGUUACAACAGUAUACUCCCCUGAGAGAAUAUUUGAGACUAGCUGUUUUCGAGGAUCCCUCUAAAACAACCGAAGAAAUGGUGGCUACAAUGGAUAAUGAGUUCACGGUUAUUUAUUUAGAAUUCAUGUCUUAUACUUUAGGUUUGCUGGCUCUAUUCAAUUUAUUGUUUCAGUCAGAAACACCACUGCUAUAUAAAAUGAAAUCUUCAGUCGAAAAUCUGUUGAAAACUGUGUGUAGCAAUUACAUCACAUUUUCUUAUGUGAAGUCUUGUACUGAUAUAAUGAAAAUUGAGUUUGAUAACGAAUCCAAAUAUGACAGAUUGGACAGAGUGUAUCUAGGUGUAUUAUCUACCGAAAGCUUACAAAAGUUAAAAAAUAAAAAACAGGUUCCUGAAACUGAUGUCAAUAUGUUUUUGAUAACUUGUCGCAGCUAUUAUGUGGAGUUGGCUAAACAAAUCCUAAAGAGGUUUGACUUUAAAAGACAGUCUUUUUAA
Parnassius apollo (apollo) is the source of this 1002-nucleotide messenger RNA. The record is from the annotation of a GenBank genome assembly. Lineage: Eukaryota; Metazoa; Arthropoda; Insecta; Lepidoptera; Papilionidae.